AUGGACCCAUUCGCCCCACCACCGAAGCCACAAACCGCUCUAGGCUGGCAUCGCGUUUUAUCACCUACAGCCAACGUCAAAGUCUCACCCAUCGCACUCGGCGGAAUCAGUAUAGGGAACUCAUGGAGCAAAUUAUUCGGUGUGAGCGAGGACGCCGACUUACUGCUAGACACCUACUACGAUCUCGGGGGAAACUUUAUUGACACCUCCAAUACCUACAACUCGGAAGAUUCAGAGAGGCUUAUUGGCGAAUGGAUGGAAAAGCGCAAGAACAGGGACCAGAUGGUUAUUGCAACCAAAUAUGGAGCGGGGUACAGAGCAUACAAUCGCGAGAACGAACCGCUGCAAAGUAAUUUUACAGGAACUAGCGCAAAGAGUAUGCAUGUCUCCGUUCGGGACAGUCUACGCAAACUCAAGACUGACUACAUCGAUAUACUAUAUGUACACUGGUGGGAUGUAGGUGGCAAUGUGGAAGAGAUCAUGCGUCAUCUGCAUGCCCUUGUCAUGGCCAGACAGGUCCUCUAUCUUGGCGUCUCAGAUACCCCCGCCUGGGUAAUUGUCAAAGCAAAUGAAUAUGCCCGCCGCCACGGUUUGACCCCUUUCUCCCUCUACCAAGGCAGGUGGAACGCCGCCUACCGCGACAUGGAAGCCGAAAUAAUCCCCAUGUGCGAAGACCAAGGUCUAGCAAUCGUAUCCUGGGCCUCGCUCGGCGGCGGUCAACUAGCCACUACCUCCCAACGGGAAGCCGCAGCAGACGACCCAAAAUCCGGCAAGGGUUUCUACAAUGCCUCGGAAAACGAUAUCGCAGUCUCAAAAGUCCUCGAGAGACUAGCGGAGAAGAAAGAAGUCACCCUGCAGCAGAUGGCCCUGGCAUACCUCUUCCAUCAAUCUACCCACGUUUUUCCUAUCGUGGGCGUGCAGACAGUGGAGCAUGUUAAGGCUAUGGUACCUGCAUUGGGUGUCUCGUUAUCAAAAGAGGAGAUCGAUGAGAUACAUGGUGCUGCGCCAUUCAAUCCUUUAUUCCCGCAAAACUUCAUCUUCGGCGGUCAACCUUACAGUACGAGAUUGACGGCAGCGGAUCAGGCGAAUUACCAGAUGGCUGCUUGGAUUGACGCGCCGCCUAAAAACCCGGGAUAUGCGCCUCGGAUGUGA
Molecule: messenger RNA, 1152 nt
Organism: Alternaria atra
Lineage: Eukaryota; Fungi; Ascomycota; Dothideomycetes; Pleosporales; Pleosporaceae
Exons: 2
Coding region: 1-1152 (383 amino acids)
Source: RefSeq, a predicted model, not a curated record